Messenger RNA from Salvelinus sp. IW2-2015, 1686 nucleotides. RefSeq names its product CUB and sushi domain-containing protein 3-like. Gene Ontology annotation, molecular function: serine-type endopeptidase activity. Lineage: Eukaryota; Metazoa; Chordata; Actinopteri; Salmoniformes; Salmonidae. The record is from RefSeq and is a predicted model, not a curated record.
AUGGACGGAGAGUCUCUACCCUUGAGCACGGGCAACCAGAUAACCAUAAAGUUCACCACGGUCGGCCCGGAGACUGCUAAGGGCUUUCACUUUGUUUACCAAGCUGUCCCAAGGACCAGUGCCACCCAGUGCAGUUCAGUCCCUGAGCCUCGCUUCGGCAAACGGAUCGGGAACGACUUCGCCAUGGGUGCCUCGGUCCUGUUUGAGUGUAACCCUGGAUACGUCCUGCACGGUUCCACCGCCAUCCGCUGUGAGACCGUCCCUGACACCCUGGCCCAAUGGAACGACUCCCUACCCACUUGUGUUGUGCCGUGUGGAGGGACCCUGACGGCACGCAGGGGGACCAUCCUGUCCCCGGGUUACCCUGAGCCCUAUGACAACAAUCAGAACUGCGUCUGGAAGGUUUCGGUGCCCGAGGGCGCUGGAAUCCAAGUCCAGGUGGUGAGCUUUGCUUCCGAACACAACUGGGACUCUCUGGACUUCUAUGACGGAGGUGACAACCACGCUCCUAGACUGGGCAGCUACUCAGCCAUAGGUCUGGAGUCCUGUCCAGAGCCACAGACCCCCAACUAUGGCAUCAAGGUUGGAGAGCGCUACAUGGUUGGAGACGUGGUGCUGUUCCAGUGUGAACAAGGCUACUCUCUGCAGGGGAACGCCCAUAUAACCUGUAUGCCAGGACCAGUSCGGAGAUGGAACUACCCAGUCCCACUGUGUCUUGCCCAGUGUGGUGGCUCCAUGACUGAUGUCAGCGGUGUCAUCCUGAGCCCUGGAUUCCCUGGAAACUACCCCAGUGGAUUAGACUGCACCUGGACUGUCAAACUACCCACCGGCUUUGGAAUCCACCUGCAGUUCCUCAACUUCUCGACAGAGGCCAUCCAUGACUACCUGGAGAUUCGGAGUGGAACUCUGGAGACUGGCACGGUGAUUGACAGGUUCAGUGGACCGCAGGUCCCCAAGUCGCUGUUCAGCACCACCCACCAGACCAGCUUCUUCUUCCACAGCGACUACUCACAGAACAAGCCGGGUUUCCAGAUCACUUACCAGGCCUAUCAGCUGCAGAGCUGUCCCGACCCUCGUCCUUUUCGUAACGGCAUCGUGAUCGGCAGUGACUUCAGUGUAGGCUUCACUGUGUCCUUUGAGUGUCUGCCUGGCUACUCCCUCAUCGGGGACGCUUCUCUCACAUGUCUGCAUGGAAUCAGCCGCAACUGGAACCACCCGGUACCACGCUGUGAAGCUCUGUGUGGGGGUAACAUCACCUCCAUGAAUGGGACCAUCUACUCCCCCGGCCACCCUGAGGAGUACCCCAACUUCCAGGACUGUGUGUGGAGCGUAAGGGUUCCCCCUGGGAAUGGGAUCUACAUAAACUUUACUGUGCUCAGCACUGAACCCAUAUAUGACUACAUCACCGUGUGGGACGGUCCAGAACAGAGCUCCCCCCAGAUCGGUCAGUUCAGUGGGAACACAGCACUGGAGUCUGUCUACAGCACCUCCAACCAGAUCCUCAUUAAGUUCCACAGCGACUUCAGCGGCAGCGGGUUCUUCGUGCUCAGUUACCAUGCAUACCAGCUGAGGAUCUGCCAGGCGCCCCCUGAGGUCGCUAACGCUGAUAUACUCAUGGAGGACGGGGAGCUUGAAAUAGGCAACAUCCUCCAGGUACCGCUCCAUCCGCUUCACCCUUGGAGGUGA